Messenger RNA from Lobosporangium transversale, 972 nucleotides. RefSeq lists its product as hypothetical. The record is from RefSeq and is a predicted model, not a curated record. The transcript is spliced from 2 exons. Gene Ontology annotation, molecular function: sterol binding; sterol transfer activity. Bases 1 to 972 code for a protein of 323 amino acids. Gene Ontology annotation, biological process: intracellular sterol transport. Gene Ontology annotation, cellular component: endoplasmic reticulum-plasma membrane contact site; endoplasmic reticulum membrane; cortical endoplasmic reticulum. NCBI's taxonomy places the organism in Eukaryota, Fungi, Mortierellomycota, Mortierellomycetes, Mortierellales, Mortierellaceae.
AUGGGCGUACACGACCGCAGUAUUAGUAGUGUCGAUUUUCCCGAAUCUGUAACGAUUCUCCAAUCAACACCUAUACCUGUACCUGUACCUCGCUCUCGCUCUGAUCGUCGACCAGCAUUCACACUAGGCCUUCCAUGGCGACCUCAGUCUGAGUACUCUGUCACCUCGGCUACGGCUUCUUCUUCAGCUGGACUUCGUACAGGCUUAACAAAGGCACAGAGAAGAUUUAUCAAAUCUUUUCCAGAACUUGCGGAUCUAGUGGUGGUCCCUUCUGCCUAUUGUGCACCUUGUCUAGCAGCCCCUUCACAGACAUCACCACCUUCUUCUUCCUUUGCCACUGCAAUUUCGACACCCUCAGACUAUUCUUCCACAGUCUCACCAUCUACCUUGGCUCUGUCAUCUUGUCCACGUCAUUUUGAUGAUUUUGCUUGUGCAUUAGAACGCGAGAUUCUAUGGCAAGGAACGUUAUAUGUGACAGCGACACAUGUGUGCUUCUAUGGUAAACAUUUUGGAAGGACCGUUCGCGUCAUGGUCGACUAUCGUGACCUGAUCUCUGUUGAUAAGGAAAAGAAGAUGGGAGUCUUCCCUAGUUCCAUUCGAAUCCGUGUCAGGACUCCUCUUACAGCCACCGCGUCAUUGUCCACAACAGAAGUACCGACAUUUUCUCAGGAUCCUAUGACUAAUACAGAGGGAGAUUCGUCCAUUAAGGAUUAUGUGUUCACGAGUCUCAUGAGCCGUGAGCAAGCUUAUGCCAUUAUGGAACGUAAUUGGGCUAUCCAUCGUCAAGUUAUACAAACCCUCAGUAGCACAGAAUAUGAAUCAUCGCAGAUGGUGGAGGAGACGACAACAGUACUGGAGAAAGAUACGACUGAUACUGGUACUGGUAUGUUUGAAUCGAAAAAAGAACAUGGUCUCAUCGCCAUUGAAAGAAAGCUUUUCGUUUUCAUUAUCAUCAUCAUUAUCGUCAUCUGA